AGAGGGUGAGAUCACAGUUUUUCUUCAGCCCAGGAAGAGAGAUUCAGAAGAGGUCCUCCUCUGAACUGCGUAUCUUCUUGAAUAAAUAUCUAUAAACUCCUUCGACAUCAAACAUAGACUGUACCUCCUGCUGCAGACCACAUUGGCACCCUUUGGCCAUUCUUGGCCUGCUUUGGCCCAACUUGGAGUCAGAAUGGCAGGCUGUGCUAAGCGCUGUAAACAGGGACUGGUGAAGUUUGUCCUGUCCCUGCACAAACUCAUCACAGGGACUCUCAAAAAAGAUAAAAUUGAUGAUGAUUUUGAGCUGAGCGUUGUGUGUCAUCGGCCAGAAGGGCUGGAUAAACUGGAGGCUCAGAGCAACUUCAGCAAGAGAGAGCUACAAGUCCUUUACCGUGGCUUCAAAAACGAGUGCCCUAGUGGGGUGGUGAACGAGGACACCUUCAAACAGAUAUACGCCCAGUUCUUUCCCCAUGGAGAUGCCAGUUCCUACGCACACUACCUGUUCGACGCCUUUGACUCAGCACACAGCGGAUCCAUCAAGUUUGAGGACUUUGUCAUGGCUCUGUCCAUCUUACUGAGGGGAUCAGUGAGGGAGAAGUUGACGUGGACUUUCAACCUGUAUGACAUAAACAGAGAUGGCUACAUCAGCAAGGAGGAGAUGACAGACAUAGUCAGAGCAAUAUAUGACAUGAUGGGGAAGUACACAUACCCUGCCCUGAAGACGGACACUCCCAAACAACAUGUGGAUGCUUUCUUCCAGAAGAUGGACAAGAACAGAGAUGGAGUAGUCACUCUGGAUGAGUUCAUUCUGUCUUGCCAGGAGGAUGAAAACAUCAUGAGGUCCCUGCAGCUUUUCGAAAACGUCAUAUAAAUGAAACAGACAAAAGAGACACAGUGGGAAAAUGAAAGAGGGAUAGGAAAGACCUUUGAACUGUGAGAAGAAAGAGCAGCCCACCAUUUAAUGGCAAAGAGGGAACACACAUAAACUUUGCUGUCAGCAUGGUUAUGAGAGGUACUCAACACUGGCCGCCCAGCAACAGCUAUAUGCAUCUGCCGUGUGGCACAGUGUCUCACCAUCACGUUACAAUGGCAGUGACCAAUCAACAGGCUGGGUUAUGACCCCUCCCACUGACCUCUGACCCCUUGUACCUGUUUUUGAUCUUCCUGUGACCCUGUAAUCUUUCACCCUUGGUCCGAACUCUCUCAGUCUUGUUCUGUUGAUGUUGUCGUCGUUGUUAUGGUUACUGUUCUCUCAGAGAGUGUAUAUAACACCUGUUAAUUGACAUACUGACAUUAUAGAGACAUACACACACAUAUUAAGACAUACACACAUACCUACACUGUGUCAGGCCGGGAUUCAAUCCGAGGCGCGCUGUAGAGCGAUCUCUUUGAACGUCGGGGAAGUUGCCCUUAAAAGUCGCAUUGUCGGCAGUCAGUGCGCCGCUCUAUAACACUCCUUGGAUUGAAUACUGGCCUCAAUUUCACCACAAAUACAGUUUAUAAAUACAAAUUGAGGACAUUUCCUGUACAUUUUCAUUUGUAGAAGUCAUGUGAUCUGUAUUUGACCGCAACAUAUUAAGAAAUAUACAUUUAAAACAAGUCAGUCCUAACCCCGCUAUAUACAGCACUCCUACUGUAUGUGUGUUAGUGUUAGUCAAUGUUUUUCGUGUUGUGGUGCCUUGUGUCAUUGGGUUUUUGGCUUCUAUCUUUCUGUCUGCACUGAGCUCCGUUGAUCUGUCUCUUUGUCUGUCAACCUGGCCAGAUGAUAUUCCAACCCAGAGAGCCUGGAUUGAAUGUUCUGUGGCCUAUGGCAAUUUUGAAGUAGUGCUGAGCGAAUAACCGAAAUGUUGGUUUAUUUUCAGUUUGUAAAUAACUAAUUGACUGACAUUGGUUCCAUUAUUUGAAUUCCAUUUAGUUGUGCACCAUUUGUGCCAUUUCUCUGGAGAGAUUUCUCUCUGGGACAUGUUGUCCAACUCAUCAGAGUUAAGCGCCGAAAACGUGGUAGUGAACUACAUUGACCAGAAUCCAUUGCCUACAGCUAGCUGCCUCCUGUUCUCAUUGGUUCUUUGCCGGGCAAGCCUGUGUGGCCGACAGACAGACACAGAGGAAGAGUGAUAGAGAGAUAGGAGAGAAUGUAUGUAAUUGAUUGAUAGUUGUUAGUAGCCUAGUGGUUAGAGCGUUGGGCCAGUAACCGAAAGGUUGCAAGCUCAAAUCCCCGAGCUGACAAGGUACAAAUCUGUCGUUCUGCCCCUGAACAAGGCAGUUAACCCACUGUUCCUAGGCCGUCAUUGAAAAUUAGAAUUUGUUCUUCUUAACUGACUUGCCUAGUUAAAUAAAUAAAUUUAGCAGUGUUAAAAGUAUGCUUUAUCUACUUUAAAGAACUACUUAAACUGGGAUUUCAUCGGACAGCAGGCAGCUAGCCAGCUAUGUAAGUCUGCUAUCCUGAAGGAUGACUCUGGGAGAACAGAGAUAGAUGGCUGGCUGGCUGCUACAGCCUGAGCAGAGAUGAGAUGAUGACUUGGAAUAAACUAUUAAGCCAUCAAAUGAAAUUAAAAAAAUAUACACAACAACUGAAAUAUUUUAUUAAAGUAAUGUGAAUAAGUGAUAAGUUUGUUAAUAAGUGAUAUGCAGUAAUUGCAUAUCUUAGUAUCACCAUACUAAAAACAAAUAUGUAAUAUACACAACCAACAUAUUGAAUUUACUGUAAGUAAAGUAAUGUGAAAUAAUUAUGUUUUAGAGCCUAAUAACUGAUAGUAAUAGGCUGUCACUAACUACCAUCAAUUGUUUUAUUAAUUGUUGUUACAGCAUUGAACACAUAAUGCAUUUAUUGUAAAAUAGAAAAAAAUAUGAAAACCGUGAUUAUUAUUAUUUAUUUUUUUAUUUUUCAAAAACCAAACCAAAACUGAACCGACCUCAAAAAGCGCUAAUCGCCCAGCACUAUUUUGAAGUGUGUUCUUAUGCUUGUUUUGUGCCAAUAUGGGUGUGUGCAUGGUAUCCUGUGGGACAUUACAACUGUACAGUAACAACUCUCAAGACAAUACCCAACAUCAGAGAGAGAGAGAGAAUUAUACCUUGUCACUGAGAAUAUAGGAAUGAAAGCCAUGACAUGGGUGAUGAUGACAAUAACCUAAUCAAUGUGAAGACUUACUGACAACAGAACACAGAAUCCCUUAUUUCACAGUCCCCUAUUACCUUACCUUCACCUAUACUUUUAUACAAUAUCAAGAUUCAUGAUCAGCAAAGCGCAGAAAGGUGAGACUAACAGACAGAGAAUGGCAGACAGAAAAAAAUGGAAUCACAUCGGUGUAUAUUGAAAUGUUGUACAAAAUGAUAUUUAACAAUAAAC
Messenger RNA from Salvelinus namaycush (lake trout), 3346 nucleotides. RefSeq names its product Kv channel-interacting protein 1-like. Gene Ontology annotation, cellular component: voltage-gated potassium channel complex. The coding region runs from base 194 to 871 and encodes 225 amino acids. Gene Ontology annotation, molecular function: potassium channel regulator activity; calcium ion binding; transmembrane transporter binding. The record is from RefSeq and is a predicted model, not a curated record. Gene Ontology annotation, biological process: regulation of potassium ion transmembrane transport. The transcript has 7 exons. Lineage: Eukaryota; Metazoa; Chordata; Actinopteri; Salmoniformes; Salmonidae.